Molecule: messenger RNA, 285 nt
Organism: Naegleria lovaniensis
Lineage: Eukaryota; Heterolobosea; Eutetramitea; Acrasida; Naegleriidae
Exons: 2
Coding region: 1-285 (94 amino acids)
Cellular component (GO): cytosol
Molecular function (GO): cysteine-type endopeptidase inhibitor activity
Source: RefSeq, a predicted model, not a curated record
AUGAAGCCAGGAUCUAUUGGAAACGAACACCCAGCCGAUGAAGAAGUCAAGCAAGUGAUCGACGCCGUGAAAGGAGAAGUCGAACAAAAGCUCGGUAAGACCUUGCAAAAGUAUGAAGCACUCAAGUAUGCCACUCAAGUUGUUGCUGGUACCAAUUACUUUGUGAAGGUGGACACUGGUGAUGAUGUGGUACAUCUUCGUAUCUAUGUCCACUUCUCCGGAAGCAAGCAAUUGCAUGGUGUCAAGACUGGUGAGACUGCAACCUCUCCAAUUCAACACUUUUAG